AUGGCCUCCAACCCGCUGCAGAAUCCCUCGCUGCCCUCGCUGCCCCAGCACCAGCAGAACGACACGGGCUUGACUUCUGCCCUCGCCAGUCGCUACCACGCACAUCUCCCCAUUGCCCAUCUCUCCUCACAAGGCAUUGUCGCCAUCAACACUUGCACAGACUCGAGUCUCGGUGUCGAUGGCGGCAAGGAGGGAAGUGCUCAGCAGGCCGCCGAGGACCUCUCCCAGCGCGCCUACACUCGUCUCGGCCAACGUUCCGAGGACCAGGCCGUCGUCUUCCUAGGCGAGUCCGGCGCUGGAAAGACCACGAUUCGUGGUCACAUGCUCAGGUCCUUCCUCUCCUACUCGUCCACGCCCCUCUCCAAGAAGAUUGAACAUGCAAACUUCGUUUUCGAUGCCUUUACCACGACAAAAUCGCUCACGACCCCGCAAGCCUCUAAGUCUGGCCUCUUAUUAGAGCUCCAGUAUAAUACCGCCACCGCUAGUCACGCCACCCUCCUCGGUGCCCAGUUCCUUGCACACCGUCUCGAGCGCAGCCGCAUCGCCUCGGUCCCCACCGGAGAGCGUACCUACCAUGUCCUCUACUACCUCCUCGCCGGCACCAGCCCCAACGAAAAGAAGCACUUGUUCCUUGAUGCCAUCGGUGGUGACGGUUCCGGAGGCAACCGCGCCUCGAUUGGCGCCAACAAGAGAUGGCGAUACCUCGGCCACCCCACUCAGCUCAAGGUGGGCAUCGACGAUGCAAAGGGCUUUGCUGACUUCAAGUCUGCCCUCCGAAGGCUCGAGUUCGGCAAGGAGAGCAUUGCCGGCAUUUGCGAGGUCAUGGCCACCAUUCUGCACAUCGGACAGCUCGAGUUUGAAAUGGGCCAAAACACAACACCUGCGCCCGACGAGAGCGGUGGAUACUCGCACGAUGGUGGCGAAUCCAUCACUGUUGUCAAGAACAAGGAAGCCCUCAACCCUAUUGCUCAGUUCCUUGGUGUGUCCAUCCCCAGCCUCGAGCAAAGUCUGCGAUACAAGUCCAAGACGCUGUACCGUGAGCGUGUCACGGUCAUGCUGGAUCCCAAGGGUGCGCGGGCCAACGCAGAUGAGCUGGCUCGCUCCCUUUACUCACUUCUCGUCACAUGGGUCAUGGAGCAAAUGAACUCGAGAAUCUCCGUCGCUCCUGAGGACAUCUCCAACACUGUGUCCCUUGUCGAUUUCCCUGGUUUUGCCAACUUUGCCUCGACAGGCUCAGCACUUGACCAGCUCCUCAACAACACAGCCAAUGAGUCUUUGAUCUCUUUCUGCCAGGAGAGCUUCUUCCAACGUCAAAUCCAGGAACUAGAGGCUGAAGAGAUUUCCCUGCCUCCCAUGGCAUUCUACGACAACACUGCCGUCAAGACAGGUUUGAUGAAGCCAGGCAACGGACUCCUUAGCAUUCUUGAUGAUCAAAUGCGUCGUGGGAAAACCGACAUGCAGUUCCUCGAGGCCAUCCGCAAGCGUUUUGACGGAAAGAACCAGGCCAUUGUUCCAGGUAGCCUGACAGUCGUGCAGCCAGGAAGCAACUUCCCCACACCCAAUACCUCGCCUGCCUUCACCAUCCGCCAUUUCACUGGUGAUGUCGACUACAGUGUCGAGGGUCUCUUGGAAGAGAAUGCUGAACUCAUUUCCGGUGACAUGAUGCAUCUGCUCAAGUCUGCCCAGGCUCCUUUUAUCCAACAACUCUUUGGACAAGAGGCCCUGCAGAAGAUGUCCCAUCCCAAGGAAAAGUCCACCAUUGUCCAAGCUACCGUCAGCUCCAAGCCUACCCGCCAGCCAAGCAUGGCAAAGCGCAAGGCCGACAAGACUGGCCGCUUUGGACGUCCUCUCAACGUUUUCGACGAGGACGCCAUGAGCGAUGCAGAGAGCACUACUUCAGGAGUCAGGAAGCCUGGCGAAUCGGCCAAGCAAACUGGUGCUGCUGGUCAAUUCAUAAGUUCCCUGAGAACCAUUGAGUCGACGCUCCGCAAGGCCAACCCCUACUUCGUCUUCUGCUUGAAGCCCAAUGACCGAAGAAUUGCGAACCAAUUCGACAGCAAAUGCGUGCGCCAGCAGGUGCAGGCUUUGGGUAUUGCUGAGAUUAGUCAACGCUUGCGCGUUGCUGAUUACAGCAUUUUCAUGCCCUUUGCCGAGUUCCUUGGGCUUGCUCAAACUGAUCUUGCUAUUGUGGGAAGUGACAAGGAGAAGGCGGAGAUGGUUCUGGAUCAAAAGCCAUGGCGUGAGAAUGAAGUUCGCGUCGGUGCUACUGGUGUAUUCUUGAGCGAGAAGUGCUGGCUCGAGAUUGCAAACAUUUCCGGUGUCACUCCCUACGCACGCGGCCCAGUUGACUCCAAUGAUAAUCUGCACACUGCUGAUGCUGGCCGCUCUUUUGGCGAUGCUCGAGCGGGUCUGCUUUCACCGUCGCCUGGCGGAUACUACGAUGACAAGGGUGGCAACUAUUUCGGCGCUCGAGAUGUUGAUGCUCGUUCAGAAGCCCCAUCUGGUAUCACCAACGGUGACAUGUUUCACGGUUUGGAGCAGCCAAAGGCGUUGGAUGAGAAGACGGAAGACGCAAAGCUGGAAGAGCUCGAAACAGUCCCAGUUUCCGGCAGUCGAAAGCGAUGGGUCUUCGUUGUUUACCUCAUGACUUGGCUCAUCCCUGACUGGGCUAUCCGAGUCAUCGGGCGCAUCCCCCGCAAAGAUGUUCGCACGGCAUGGCGUGAAAAGCUAGCCAUCAACAUGAUCAUUUGGUGGAGUUGUGCCUUCGUCAUCUUCCUCAUGAUUGGUUUCCCCAGGGUCAUUUGUCCUAAGCAAAAUGUCUACUCCACUGCCGAAUUGUCCUCUUUCGACGGCAAGGACAACAGAAAAUCCUAUGUGGGCAUCCGUGGUGUAGUUUACGAUCUUGGCUCAUUCAUCCCUCAUCACUACCCCAGCAUUGUUCCUCAGAAGAACUUGGAGAAGUAUGCUGGAAAAGACAUCACCAAUCUGUUCCCUGUGCAAGUCUCUGCUUUGUGCUUGGGCAAGAGCGGUCAAGGAAUCGACCCCGCGGUCCAGCUCAACUACAAAAACUCCAACUACAGUGACUCCGUCAACAACCUGAUCAGUGCCACCGACUUGAAUGCUCAAUACCACGACUUCCGCUACUUCACCAAUGAUUCUCGCCCUGAUUGGUGGUACGAGCAGCAAAUGUUCCUCAAGGCCAACUACCUGAAGGGACAUCUUGGUUACAGCCCUCAGUAUCUCAAAACGCUUGCUUCAAAGAGCAACGCUAUCGCUUACAUGAACGGCAAGGUGUACGACCUCACAGACUACAUCCCCGGUGGUCGUCAGCUCAAGUUCCCUCCUGGUCAAGAUCAAGGUAACGCCGCCAUUGACACCAACUUCAUGGAAGACUCUGUUGUGGACAUUUUCCGGGUUCAGGCUGGUAAAGAUAUCAGCAAGUACUGGGACAAUCUUCCUCUGAACGCCCAGUCCAAGUCGAACAUGCUGACCUGUCUCAACAACCUGUUCUACGUCGGAGAUCUCGACACUAGGAAUUCGGCACGGUGUCAAUUUGCUACCUACUUCCUGCUUGCCAUCUCCGUCGUGUUGGCCGCCAUUAUUGCUUUCAAGUUCCUUGCAGCUCUCCAGUUCAGUCGCAAAACCGAUCCGGAAAACCUUGACAAGUUCAUUAUCGCCACUGUCCCUGCAUAUACCGAAGACGAGGAGUCUCUGCGCCGUGCCAUCGAUUCUGCUGCCAGGAUGAAGUAUGACGACAAACGCAAACUGCUCGUUAUUGUCUGCGAUGGUAUGAUUAUCGGUCAAGGAAACGACAAGCCAACUCCCCGUAUCGUGCUUGACAUUCUCGGUGUACCAGAAGCUACAGACCCAGACCCAUUGAGUUUCGAGAGUCUGGGUGAAGGUCAACGCCAGCACAACAUGGGCAAGAUUUACUCUGGUCUGUAUGAAGUACACGGUCACAUUGUUCCCUUCAUGGUCAUCGUCAAGGUCGGAAAGCCAUCUGAAGUCUCAAAGCCUGGUAACCGAGGAAAGCGUGAUUCCCAGAUUGUCCUCAUGCGAUUCUUGAACCGCGUUCAUUACAAUCUUCCUAUGAGCCCACUGGAACUGGAGAUGCAUCACCACAUUCGCAACAUCAUUGGUGUUAAUCCCACCUUUUAUGAGUUCUUACUACAAAUCGACGCCGAUACUGAAAUUGCACCAGACUCAGCUACUCGAUUUGUUGCUGCGUUCCUUCACGACACUCGUCUGCUUGCUAUUUGUGGUGAAACGGCUCUCAGUAACGCCAAGUCUUCAUUCGUUACGAUGAUGCAGGUUUACGAAUACUUCAUCUCCCACAACUUGACAAAGGCCUUUGAGAGUUUGUUCGGCUCCGUUACAUGUCUUCCCGGUUGUUUCACCAUGUACCGCAUCCGCGCUGCCGAAACUGGAAAGCCUCUGUUCGUCAGCAAAGAAGUCGUGGAGGCCUAUCAAGAGAUUCGAGUCGAUACACUGCACACCAAGAACUUGCUACAUCUCGGAGAAGAUCGUUAUCUGACCACGCUGCUUAUCAAGUUCCAUCCCAAGUACAAGACCAAGUAUACCAUGCGAGCACACGCCUGGACUGUCGCUCCUGAUACUUUCUCUGUCUUCAUCUCACAACGUCGUCGCUGGAUCAACUCUACGGUGCACAACCUGGUCGAACUGAUUCCGCUGCAACAACUGUGUGGUUUCUGCUGUUUCAGUAUGCGCUUCAUUGUGUUCAUGGAUCUCCUUUCCACCGUUGUCCAGCCCGUCAUUAUCGUCUACAUUGGUUACCUUGUCUAUGUGCUGGUCUACACACCGGAUGUUGUACCCAUAACGGCAUUCAUUCUUCUGGGUGCAAUCUAUGGUUUGCAAGCAAUCAUCUUCAUUGUCCGACGCAAAUGGGAAAUGAUUGGCUGGAUGAUUAUCUACCUCUUCGCCACUCCGGUCUUCUCCUUUGCCCUCCCAUUGUACUCUUUCUGGUUCAUGGACGAUUUCUCAUGGGGUAACACGCGUCUUAUCGUUGGUGAAAAGGGUCAAAAUAUCGUUGUAUCCGACGAGGGCAAGUUCGACCCUGCGUCCAUUCCCAAGAAGCGAUGGGAAGAGUACCAGGCAGAGAUGUGGGAGCAGCACACAAUCCGCGAUGACCGCUCAGAGGUUUCUGGUUACACAUACGCUACCAGGAAGCCGUUCGGAAACGCAUCUGUUGCUGGCUCAGAAUACGGAGGCAUGGCCCCAUCUCGAUCCAUGUCUCAUCUCAAUCUUCCUCGCUACGACAACCAUUCACGACUGAGUCUCGCGCACAGCGGUCAUGGAAUGGAUAGUAUGGAGAUGGCCAACCUGCCCAGUGAUGAGGCCAUCCUGGUCGAGAUCAAGGACAUUCUAUCCAAGUCUGACCUCAUGAAUGUCACCAAGAAGCAGAUCAAGAGUGAACUAGAGCAAAGAUUUGGAUGUGAUCUCACGCUCAAGAAACAGUUUAUUGGUUCUGCAGUCGAGUCGCUGCUCAUUAGUGGCCAGCUGUACUAG
Molecule: messenger RNA, 5526 nt
Organism: Bipolaris maydis ATCC 48331
Lineage: Eukaryota; Fungi; Ascomycota; Dothideomycetes; Pleosporales; Pleosporaceae
Source: RefSeq, a predicted model, not a curated record